This is a messenger RNA of Fusarium tjaetaba, 1698 nucleotides long. RefSeq names its product sterigmatocystin biosynthesis monooxygenase stcW. The record is from RefSeq and is a predicted model, not a curated record. Bases 1 to 1698 code for a protein of 565 amino acids. The transcript is spliced from 5 exons. Gene Ontology annotation, molecular function: NADP binding; N,N-dimethylaniline monooxygenase activity; flavin adenine dinucleotide binding. Lineage: Eukaryota; Fungi; Ascomycota; Sordariomycetes; Hypocreales; Nectriaceae.
AUGAAUCUCCAGUACAUCUACACCGGCCCAGACAGCUCGCUCCGCUGCUUUCGCAAAGCUGGUGAUCAAGUCGGAGAUUUCGUCAAUGCUCAUCUCUCUGGGCUCGUAUGCGCCUGUGAUAUACCAGCACCCAAUUACCAGUUCUCCUGGGCACCAAACCCAUUCUGUAAAUCGUAUUAUGCCAAGCAAGAGGAUAUCCUAUCGUACAUCAGAGCAGUAGCUGAACAGCAUGAUCUACGGCGCUACGUGAAGACAUCUCACAAGAUCACCAACGCGUCUUGGAUCCCAGAGCGCGAGGUAUGGCAAGUCACUGUAACCAAGACCGACGGGCGAGAUUUUGUCGUUUCAAGCCCAGGUAUUACAGACGGUGAGACGUCUACCACUUUUGUGGAAGAAUGUGAUAUCCUCAUCAACUGCACCGGUUUCUUCAACCACUGGAAAUGGCCCAACGUCAAGGACCGAGAACAGUUUGAAGGACGAAUGCUCCAUUCAGCAGCGUGGCCAAAGGACGCCGAUAAAGACAUCAAGGGGAAGACAGUGGCACUGAUUGGAAACGGAAGCAGUGGUGUGCAGAUCCUCCCUGCUAUUCUCAACGAUGUAGAGAAGAUAUAUGUCCACAUUCGAAGUCCGACUUGGAUCACCACUAAUUUCGCUUCCAAAUUUGCUGGACCUGGGGGAGCAAACUAUGAUUAUUCUGAAGAGCAAAAGGCUGCCUGGGCGAAGGACCCAGAUGCGUAUCUACAAUACAGGCGCCUGAUUGAGCACGAACUUAACAGUCGGUUCAGACUGUAUGUAGACCACUCUCCGGAACAAAAGGCUGCGCGCGAGUAUGGAAUUCAAGAGAUGGCCAACAAGCUUGGGGAGAGGCAGGACUUGCUUCAAGCGCUGCUCCCGGACUUUGCUGUUGGAUGUCGUCGUCCAACACCAGGAAAUGGGUAUCUUGAGGCUCUCACGUCUCCCAAGGUGGAGGUUAUCUGGGGCACAGUCGAGGCGUUCACCAAAAAGGGCAUUCGUACAUCGUCAGGCCACGAAACGACGGACGUCGACACAAUCAUCUGCGCCACCGGCUUUGACCUAUCCUGCUCCCCUCGCUUCCCUAUCAACGGUCUCAACGGAACUAAUCUCCAAGACCUAUGGAACGAGAACCCCCGGUCCUAUCUCUCAGUAACAGCACAAGACAUGCCCAACUACUUCGGCUUCCUCGGUCCAUUCUCCCCCCUCGGCCAUGGAAGUCUCGUAACCUCGAUCGAAAUGGUGACCAAGUACAUCACGGACUUUGUGACCAAGCUUCAAACUCAAAACUACAGCUACUGCGUUCCCAAGACUCACAUACCCGCUGCUUACCAGAAGCAGGCCCUUGCGUGGCUUGAAAGGACGGUUUGGGCGAGUGACUGCAGCAGUACGUACAAGAACGGUACUACGGGCGGGCAGCUUAACAGUUUGCAUCCUGGUAGUCGGGUCCAUUACUUUGAGCUUUUGCGUACACCGAGGUGGGAGGACUUUGAGUGGAAGAGCCUUUGCGAGAGUGAGGACUUGACUUUUGCUUGGCUUGCGAAUGGGUUUACUUACAGGGAGACGAAUCCUGCUGAGUCUCCAGAUACAACCUGGUUUAUCAACUUUGACGAGCAUACUAAGCAGAUCGAGAGGCGUAACGUAGAGGAAGAUUGUCAAAGUGUUGUGAACGGGACUACGAAGUAA